Gongylonema pulchrum is the source of this 417-nucleotide messenger RNA. NCBI's taxonomy places the organism in Eukaryota, Metazoa, Nematoda, Chromadorea, Rhabditida, Gongylonematidae. The record is from the annotation of a GenBank genome assembly.
AUGCGCCGAGACGGUUGGCCGGCGCUAUGUAUUCAUGGCGACAAAAGCCAGUCAGAGCGUGAUUGGGCAUUAAAUGAAUUUCGAAGUGGCAAAACUCCAAUUUUAUUGGCAACUGAUGUAGCUGCUCGUGGACUAGAUGUUGACGACAUCAAAUAUGUCAUAAAUUAUGAUUACUCGAACAAUUCGGAGGAUUAUGUGCAUCGUAUUGGAAGAACAGGUCGUCGUGACAAAACUGCGAAGCAAACCAUCCCAUCCGAACUGCAACAGAUGGCUAUUUGUGGCUUUGGCAGAUUCGGUGGUGGUGGUGGUGGCUAUAAGCGCAGCUUUAGCGGUGGUGGUGGCGGCGGCGGUGGCAGUUCCUUUGCUAAAAGAACACGGUUUGAUGGCGCUCAGAUGAGUUACGGAGGAAAUUGGUGA